CUCCUCUCCUCACCGCGACGAGGGCCCCCUUUUUGCCCUCUCGUAACGCACCAACGCUUGCUCUGUCUCUCCCAGGGUCGCGCAAAAUGGCGACGAAGGCAGCCUUCCGUCUUUCUGACGCGAUCAAGAACACCGGGCGACCGCCGAUUCCACAAGCGUAUGGAUGGGCCGAAUCAUACACUCCAACAUCAUCACGGCCCCUCCUCGACAUGUCCCAGGGUGUCCCAGGCGUCCCUCCUCCAUCCACCCUCCUGGACGCGCUCGGACACGCAGCUGCCGACCCACAGAACUGCGGAUACCUCCCCAACGCUGGGACCCUUGAGCUCCGCACAGCGAUGGCGGCAGAGAUGAAGGAGGUGUAUGGUCAGGAUGCGGACGUCACCCCUCAAGAUCUCAUCGUUACUGCAGGGUGCAACAUGGCGUUCGUCACGGUGGCCAUGACGCUUGCCGACAAGGGAGACGAGAUUAUCUUGCCCGUACCUUGGUACUUCAACCACGAGAUGUCGCUUACGAUGCUCGGGAUCAAGCCUGUGCUUCUGCACACAUACGCGCGCGAGGGAUUCCUGCCAUCCACGGAACGCUGCGCCGCGUUGAUCACGGAGAAGACCAAAGCAAUCGUCCUCGUCUCCCCCAACAACCCCACGGGCGCUAUAUAUCCUCCGAGCCUCCUCGCGUCCUUUGCAGAGCUGGCCCGCUCACGCAACGUCGCACUCGUGGUCGACGAGACCUACCGCGACUUCAUCACCACACACGCCCCACACCAGCUUUUCGCCCCAGCAGCAGACUGGCGCAGCACAUUCAUCCACCUAUUCUCCUUUUCCAAGUCGUACUGCAUCCCCGGGCACCGCCUCGGUCUCAUCUGCGCGUCGCCCGAUGUCGUCCCCGCGCUCUGCACGGCGCUCGACUCGCUCCAGAUCUGCGCGCCGCGGGCUCCGCAAGUCGCACUUGGGCCGCUCAUCCCCUCUCUCCGGCCUUUCGUACGGGAAACGGCCGACGCCGUCGCGCACAGACAUACACUGUUCAAGGCGAAGCUGCCGAAGAAGUGGCACAUCGGCUCGCAAGGCGGAUACUAUGCGUUCGUGCGGCAUCCGUUUAAGGGCAUACACGCGAACGCGGUGUGCGAGCGCCUAGCGAAGGACAUUGGGGUUUUGUCGCUCCCCGCAGGGUUCUUUGGCCCGAAAGGAGACGAAGAAGGCACCGUGGGAGACGAGGACCGUUGGGUGCGAUUCUCGGUUGCCAAUGUGGAUGACAAGAGGGUUGAGUUGGUUUGUGAAAGACUGGCGGAGAGCGAGCAGGCCUUCGGAUGGGAGCUAGACUAGAAUCAUUAAACAUCCCCUAGC
Molecule: messenger RNA, 1340 nt
Organism: Trametes versicolor FP-101664 SS1
Lineage: Eukaryota; Fungi; Basidiomycota; Agaricomycetes; Polyporales; Polyporaceae
Product: PLP-dependent transferase
Exons: 5
Coding region: 87-1319 (410 amino acids)
Biological process (GO): biosynthetic process
Molecular function (GO): pyridoxal phosphate binding
Source: RefSeq, a predicted model, not a curated record